Molecule: messenger RNA, 784 nt
Organism: Antrostomus carolinensis (chuck-will's-widow)
Lineage: Eukaryota; Metazoa; Chordata; Aves; Caprimulgiformes; Caprimulgidae
Gene: SLC35G1
Product: solute carrier family 35 member G1
Exons: 3
Coding region: 142-567 (141 amino acids)
Biological process (GO): calcium ion export across plasma membrane; regulation of cytosolic calcium ion concentration
Cellular component (GO): plasma membrane; endoplasmic reticulum membrane
Source: RefSeq, a predicted model, not a curated record
AAGAAGAAAGCUGCGUGUCCAGGACUUGGUCUGUUUUACACUGUACUGUCUGCCUUCCUUUUCUCAGUGGCCUCUUUAUUUCUUAAAAAAAUAGAAGACGUACAUUCAGUGGAAGUGAGUGCAUUUCGAUGUGUUUUCCAAAUGGCAUUCGUUCUUCCUGGUUUAAUAUACUACAAAACAGGGUUUUUGGGACCAAAGGGUAAAAGAAUUUUUCUUUUCUUCCGAGGAGUCCUUGGCUCUAGUGCAAUGAUUCUUCUCUACUAUGCUUUCCAAGUCAUGCCGCUAGCUGAUGCCACUGUUAUAACUUUCAGCAGUCCUGUUUUUACAUCAUUGCUGGCAUGGAUCUUUCUCAAAGAGAAAUACAGUAUUUGGGAUCUUCUGUUUACCCUCUUCGCAAUCACUGGAGUGGUUCUUAUUGCCAGGCCACCAUUUCUGUUUGGGUCGAACGUUACAGGGAUUGAAGGAAGUUACACAGAUCACCUUAAAGGAACUAUAGCAGCAGUUACAAGCACAGUGUCCGCAGCUUCAACUUUUGUUAUACUGAGGAAGGGCUGGCCAUGCUGGUAGCAGAUGUGGAACACGGACUUCAGCAAUACAGUUAUCAAAAGAAUGUUUCUGUGGUCAGAACUGCCUGUCUAUCCAAAGAAAAGUUGUGGCUUUACGUUCCUGCAGAUGCAGGUAACUUCAGGGUGGAACAUACAUAGACUUCUAUGGUCAUAACACUUCUGUAUAUCAGAAUUAAUAAUUUCUUAUGUUAUGUGAGUUACUGUUUGACAAAAAGGGG